Molecule: messenger RNA, 1728 nt
Organism: Penicillium alfredii
Lineage: Eukaryota; Fungi; Ascomycota; Eurotiomycetes; Eurotiales; Aspergillaceae
Exons: 9
Coding region: 1-1728 (575 amino acids)
Biological process (GO): amino acid transmembrane export from vacuole
Source: RefSeq, a predicted model, not a curated record
AUGGCCUCCGUGGACUCGGAGAGAACCCCCAACGAUGCGCCCAAGAACAAUGCCGUAGUGACCGCAGUGUCGGCUCAGGCGCAUCCUACUCUCGAGGAGUAUGAGCGACUGUUCGGAGUCGAUGAGGAUGCAUAUGAGCAGCCUACCACUACCCGGAAAGAAUUAUGGUCUUACUAUCUCUAUUACAACGGAGAUCGUGAAUGGGCAGGGGAUAAUGGAGUUGGUCCGGGGUCGUAUAGUCAAGCCCUCUUUCAAUGGGCACUGAACGGUGCCGGCCACCAGCCCGAUACGCAACCCCCCAAGCCCUGUACCGAUUCAUCGGCCUGCGUAGUCCCUUGGGCCGGGGGCACGCGAUCCAUCUCCUCCGUGAUCUUGAUUGCCAACGGUCUUUGCUUCACCUUUAUGACGGUGAUCUUCGUUUGGCUAGGCAGUGCUGCCGAUUAUGGGUCAUUCGGCCGCUGGCUUCUCUUGGCUUUGACAGUUGUCUGCUGGGCGCUGCAAUAUGGAAUGCUGGCGAUUCGCGAUCCGAGUCAGUGGCCGGCAGCAAUGGGGAUGUAUGUCGUGGCGUACAUCGCCUAUGGUGCGACCCUGGUAUUUUAUGCUGCGGUCUUCCCUCGACUGGCGCGGUAUAUGCCGCAUGUGCGCAAAGCACGAGAAGAGGAUCUAAAGGAAGGUAAAAUCACUCAGCGGGAGUACGAUGCCAUCGAGUCAUUGGAAAAGAAUCACAUCAGCAAUAUCUCGACAGCACAUAGCAACAUCGGAUACCUGCUCACCCUUGUGCUCAAUCUGAGUGUUUUAGUUCCGCUUCAGAACAACAAUUACUCUAACAACCUGGCGCUAUGUUUGACAAAUUCAUAUUGGGUGGUCCUGGGCAUCUGGUGGUUCCUCUUCCAGCAGAAGAGACCGGGCCCCAAAGUCCCCAAAGGGUCAAACUAUGCCACCAUUGGCUUCAAGCAGAUUUGGCUCGCCGUCCAAGAAAUCCGAUCUUUGCCUCAGACCUUUUUGUAUUUUGUGGCCUACUUCCUGUUAGCAGAUGGCCUCAACACAACCGGAACGCUGGUCAACAUUAUCCAGAACAAUCAAGUCUCCUUUUCGUUCCUGCAAAUCACCUAUCUUGGCAUCACACAGGCCAUCUGCUCGAUUGCGUCAACGUUCGGUUUCUGGUAUGUGCAGCGAUACUUUAAGUUCAAGACCAAGACCAUGUUUCUGGUCACCAAUUUCUUCAGCGUCUUUAUCCCCUUUUGGGGCAUGCUGGGGCUAUGGACCCCUCGGAUUGGAUACCACAACCGGUGGGAGUUCUAUUUCUACAACGUUGUGUUCGGGCUUUUCCAGGCCCCAUACUAUGCAUAUGCCCAAACAAUGAUCAGCGAGCUCAUGCCCCGAGGCUACGACAACAUGUUCUUCGCGCUGUUCGGAAUUACCAACCGUGCUUCCUCUAUCAUCGGUCCUAAUGUCAUCCAGGCGAUCAUCAACGAUACCCGCAACAACUGGAUGGGAUUCCCAUUCCUGUUCGCCAUCUGCACUGCGGCCAUGAUCACAAUUGGCUUUGUGGAUAUUGAGAAGGGCCGUGAGGACAGCAGAAAUUUUACGGAACAGCGCAAAAUGGACCGAGUGGCUGCGGAGACCGGGCUGAGUCCUGAUGCGAUUGUCAAGGGGAAGGGAUCAGUUGGGAAUGGAGAGGAUGCGGAAGCCAGUGGAGCAGGGAGUUCAGGUCGGCGCACAGGUUGA